Molecule: messenger RNA, 9996 nt
Organism: Peromyscus californicus insignis
Lineage: Eukaryota; Metazoa; Chordata; Mammalia; Rodentia; Cricetidae
Product: ATP-binding cassette sub-family A member 17-like
Exons: 30
Coding region: 4777-9975 (1732 amino acids)
Biological process (GO): transmembrane transport; lipid transport
Cellular component (GO): intracellular membrane-bounded organelle; membrane
Molecular function (GO): ATP hydrolysis activity; ABC-type transporter activity; lipid carrier activity
Source: RefSeq, a predicted model, not a curated record
CCCUGCGGGUUUGGGUCCGCACGCACGCGCGCGCGCGCGACUGAGCCUGCAGCACGCCCCUGUCGGUGUCCAGCAGGGGGCUCUGUCCGGGGCUCUGCUUCCGAGACUGAGCGUGCGACGCCCGGAGACGGAGCCCCGGGGCUGUGGGCCUUCUGAAGCUCGUCUCUGGACAACUGUGUUUCAAAGCAGCUGAGGCUGUAACAUCAGGAAUUUCACUCUCGCGGCGGGAUUUACCCUUUCAAGUUCCUCUUUCUCCUCAGGGCCCUCGCUCCACCUCACUCCUGUCACCAAGGGAAGGUGCUACUUUCUGCUCCUGUCUGAGCAGGAGAAACCCAAGUUCCAGUGAGGUUAGGUUGAGGAACCUUCCAGGCGACAGCUGGCAGCGAGUAAAGCGAGAGUCACGACCCAGCCCAGCAGCACCGCUAGGAGAACGGAAUCGGAGUGGGGUGGGGCUCCCCUCAGGCAGAAGGCUGGGGCGUUAGGGUUCCCUCAGGCAGGAGACUGGGGCGUUGGGAUCUCGUCAGGCUGUAGACUGAGGCUCGGAGGCAGUCUGAGGCGAGAGGGUUGGAGGUCGUGUUUCUUCAGACAGGAGGGUGCGAGCAUCGGCGUGCCCUCCGGUCGGCUCAGGCCGGAGGGAAUGGCGCUGGAAUCAUAGGUUCCUGGAGCCAGGGCUGUGCAGCCGCGCGGCCGGCCCGAGAGAAGUGGGUCACCGGGUGGAGCGUGGGCGACUGCGUCGCGGGGCCAACAGUCGCAGUGGGUCCCUGAGUGCCCGCGGCCACCGGCUCGGUGCGGGCGGUGAGUGGGGCGCAGCCCUCCCCGGCUGCGGGGGGUCGGCCGCGGCAGGUGCUGUAAGGUAACGCCGGGAUCGUGACUUCCGAGUCAAUGUCAGUUUCCCUGGGGUCAUAACCCCUCACUCUCUGGGGUCCAAUAUGGUUAACCCAGAAGGUGGGCUCCCUGGCACAGGGUCAUCCCUGGGGUCCUAGAACACCUUGCACAGAGACAGCUCUAGCCAAGUUUGCUGAAUAAAGCGGUCAUAAAGACCUGGCUUCAGGUCUUGAGUCCUUCACUAGUGUAUUCAAGUCAUUUCACUUUUCAGAAUCUUUAUUUCCUAUUCCUAAGAUUAAAAUGGUAACAAGAGCAAAUUCAAGAGUUGUUCCCUCCCUCCCACCCACCGUCUUUUUUGAAAGUGAGAUGAAAAAAAAAAUACGUGUUUAAGGGAUUAUAAUGCCUAGCACUUAAAUGCCAAUUAAAUGGUAGUAUGAUGCAUGCCUGUAAUGAGCAUGGGGCGGGGGAGCAAUUGAAGAAAGGUGGGGAUUUGGAUUAUUAGUGUGCUGCAGACAUCUCCAAAAGACUUCCCAUCAUUCCUCCAAACAGAAUGUUUUUCUCAUUCUCUACCUCACGCCUGGCUAACUAGAAUUGUACUUUAGCCUGAGUCUUCCUUAAUUGCUUUUCGUGCAAACCGGGACUUGUCAUUGCUAGCUUAAACUGAUUAGAGCUGGCAACCCCUUAGUCCUUUCCAAACCGAAUCAUUGUUCUGCAGAACUAAAUCUAGGAACAGCGCUGAGUGACUUAGAAUUUCCCUUCGAUAUAAGAUGGGACUGGGAGUUUGAUGAAGAAUGUUCCUCAGAAUCUCACAAAAUAAGUGCUUGUGUUAAAUUCACAUUUUUAUUGUAUAUUGACUGUACAGAUGAAACUUGAAAUGUAAAUAUUAAGACACCCAUUUAACACAAUUCAGAGUCCUCAACAAUGUAUCGUUAAACUAGUGAAGAUAUUGUAAUUUGAAAAUAAUAUAAACAGAAUUGCAUGGAAUGCACAUAAAUUCAUUGAAUAUGUCAGUGAAUUAUUUAGACUUGUACUAUUAAAUAUCCAAGUAGUGCAGAAGGUGUAGUAACAUUGCCACAGCUGUGCUUGAGUAAAUCACUAAAUAUCUUGCUUAAAAUAUAAUUUGCAUAGCUUUUAAUCAUUUAGAAAAUGUAGGUGAUUCAUAUGGAUGGAUCAGUACAUUCCCAAAUUUAAAAUUUAACAAGUAUUAUAUGAAUAUAUUCUUGUUGAAAAAUUAAAACACCUAUUAAUGGGGGUUCAGGUAAACCGGCCAGAGAAUAUGAGCAUGGGAGAUGUAGUUUGUGCCCAAAGGGGUAAGUGGUGAUGUUGAGGUGAUAGAGUCUUUAUUUAAGUUGGGGCCUGGUGAGUAAGCCUUAGGUCAUUGGAAGACCCUUGGGAAAGAGUAACCUCAGCUGGUUUAGUCACUCUUUGGCAUCCUGCCUUAUGAUGCAAUUUUUCAUUUCUGUGUGUUUCUCACCAGUGUGGUACAAUCUGCCCUGAGUUGAUGAAGCCGCAAGGGCCACUACCAGAGCUUGGUGCUAUGUUGUGCAUCAUAUUUUUAAAUAUUUUAUUAUUUAUUGUGUAUUUGUGUGUCUGUCUGUUUGUCUCUCUCUGUCCCCUCCACAGACCCCCCCCCCCGUGUGUGUGUGUGUGUGUGUGUGUGUGUGUGUGUGUGUGUGUGUGCGCGCCUGCGGAGGCCAGAAGAGCACAUUAGAUCUUCUGGAGCUGAAAUGACAGGCAAUUGUCAGCUGCCCCGUGUGCAUGCUGGGAACUGAACUUGGGUCCUCUGGAUGGACACUUAAGCCAGCUCUACAGUCCAUGCACCUUAUUUUUUAAGGCAGGGUCUAUCACUGAACUUGAUGCUCAUGUUUCAGCUAAACUAUCUGGCUAGUGAGCCCCCAAGAUCUGCCUGCCUCUGCUCGGCUAGAGCUGGGGUUACAGGCAUGUGCUAACUUUUACAUGGGUGUUGGGGACUGAACUCAGGUCCUGCAAGCAUUUUGUGCAGCAAAAAUUUUACCCACUUUAGCCAUUUCUUGAGCCAUAUCCCCAGUCCUGAAAUAAAAAAACAUUUCUCUGCUUAAAUAUGCUAAGAAGAAAAAUAAACAUGAAAAAUAGAUGUUUCGAGAGACUGAAAUUUUAUUUAGAAUGGUCAAUGAAAACCUCACUGAGAAAGUAACUUCCGAAUAAAUACCCAAAAGAAACUGUAGAAUUCUCCAUGUAAAGAUAUGAAGGAAUGGUGUACUUGGCAAGAGAAAUCCAAAUGUUGGUGCAGUGGUGUGUUUGUUGUGUUUUGGAACAGUAGCUAGUCCUGUGAUGUUGUAGCAGGAACAGUAAAGUAAAUGAAAUCACAGAAACUAUAUACUGCAGAACUUUGUAAGUCAUUGUUAGGCAAGGCUUUUUCUUGGAGAGAGAUGGGAGCCAAAAGAGUUUGUGGUGGAAGAGCAGAAGUGGUCUGACUUGAACUUUAUUGUUCUUGUCAUUGCAUAGAAAAUUAGUUGCAAGAUGACAAGAUUAGGUGCAGUGAUUGCCCUGCUGGGGCUCCUGCAAGAACUCAGGCAAGGCAAGGGAAGAUGAGAAUCAGGGUGGUGAAAGGCGCCAGUGAGUAUUUCAAAGGCUGGACCAAGUACAGGUUUGCGACAAUCUGCAUUUAGGCUUCAAAAGAGAAGGCAGUAACAACCGUUAACUGGAAGAAUGGAACUGAUAUGAACUUGUGGUGAUAUUGUGCACCCUAAUAAACUUGCCUGAGGAUCAGAGGACAGAGCCAGCCACUAGAUUAGACAUAGAGGUAAGGCAGUGGUGGCACACACCCUUAACCCUGUCACUGGGGAGGCAAAGAUCCAUCUGGAUCUCUGUGAGUUCAAGGCCACACUGAAAACAGAGCCAGGCAGUGGUGGCACACACCUUAAUCCCAGUACUGGGAAGUGUACACGCCUUUAAUCCCAGGAAGUGAUGGCUGGGCAGAGAAAGGUAUGUAAGGGGUGAGGAAACAGGAACUCACUCUCUUUAGGCUGAGGAUUUAGUGGAGGUAAGAACUAGUGGCUGACUGCUCUGCUUCUCUGAUCUUUCAGCUUUUACCCCAAUAUCUGGCUCAGGGUUUUGUUUUGUUUUUUAUUAUAAGACCAUCUAGAUUUGAACAACAUGAACUGAGGUGAACAAGACCGUGGGAUGACUUGUUUUAGGGUGACCAUAAAUAGGCCAGGUCAGUUUUGAGAUAAAACACAGUGAAGCAGGGACAGAUAUCCUACAGUUGACUAUUUGGGAAAAGAGCUUGAGGCAAAGUCCAGGCUAGAGAAAUCAAAGCAGACAUUGUCUGAAUGUAUGUGGAUCCUAUCAUGGCUAUGUGAGGUCACAUGUUGGCAUGAAAAGGAGUCCAGUGACUGAACCCUGUCGCUCCUUAAUGUUUACAGGCUGUGGAGAGGAGGAAGAAUCAGCCCAAAAAGAUGGAGAAGGAUUAACAAUAGAAAAAAGAAAAGUAAUUUGAAAAUAUUCUGAGUGCCCACAAGAACAAAGUUAUCCCAGGGUGCAAAGAAUACUUCUGUUUUUGUUUGUUUUGUUUUUUCAGGACAGGGUCUCACUAUGUAGCCCUGGCUGUCCUGGAACUCACUCUGUAGACCAGGCUGGCAUUUAACUCACAGAGAUCUGCCUGCCUCUGCCUCCCGAGUGCUGGAAUCAAAGGUGUGUGCCACUAUACCUGGCUGAAAGAAUACUUUUCUUGUUUUGUUUUUCGAGACAGGGUUUCACUGUAGCUUUGGAGCCCAUCCUGGACUAGCUCUGUAGACCAGGCUAGCCUCGAACUCACAGAGAUCCGCCUGGCUCUGCCUCCUGAGUGCUGGAAUCAAAGGUGUGUGCCACUAUACCUGGCUGAAAGAAUACUUCUUAACAUUUUUGUGUUAUACAUAAUAUUGUCUCAAUUUGUUUUCUGACUAGUGGUGAGCAUCUUCAGCUGGGGGUACAAUGGCAGUGUUCAAGAAGUUAAAACUUCUUCUCUGGAAGAAUUUCAUCUUAAAGAAGCGGAAGACUCUGAUAACACUUCUGGAAAUCUUGAUGCCGUUACUAUUUUCUGCAAUUGUAUUGUAUCUUCGCUUCAAUAGUAUGCCAAAGCGCGUGUCAACUACUAACUACCAACCAGUUGAUAUCAGUUUACUGCCAGUAUAUUUCAAUAAGUAUCCUCUGAAAAAUAAAUUUCAGUUGGUUUAUAUCCCUUCCAAAAGCGAGACUUUGAAAGCUGUCACUGAAAUGGUGGAACAAACCUUUGCUGUUGACUUUGAAGUUCUAGGCUUUCCUUCGGUGCCUUUAUUUGAAAAAUACAUAAUUAAGGAUCCCAGGUCUUUCUACGUACUGGUGGGAAUUGUUUUUGACCAUACCUUCAAUAGCGACAGUGACCCUUUGCCACUCGUGGUUAAGUAUGACUUGCGUUUCAGUUAUGUUCAGAGGAACUUUGUGCCAUCACUGAACUAUUUAUAUUUUCAAGAGGAGCUAGAAGGCUGGUGCACAGCCUUUCUUUAUCCUCCUAAUCCAAGCCAAGAACCCCGGGAAUUUGCAUAUGCUGAUGGGGGAAACCCUGGAUACAACAAAGAAGGCUUUCUGGCAAUACAGCAUGCAGUAGACAAAGCCAUUAUGUGGCACCAUGAUCCCAACGCAACACUCAACAUGUUCAAGAACCUCCAUGUACUGCUGCAGAGAUUCCCAUUUGGGCCCCAUAUCAAGGACCCAUUCUUAGUGAUCCUUCAGAAUGAGUUCCCUCUGCUGCUCAUGCUCAGCUUCAUCUGUGUUGAGCUCAUAAUCAUCAAUUCCAUCUUACUGGAGAAGGAGAAGAAACUGAAGGAAUAUAUGUGUAUGAUGGGACUGGAGAGCUGGCUGCACUGGGUUGCUUGGUUCAUUACAUUCUUCGUUUCUGUCUUAAUUGUCGUUUCUGUUAUGACCAUUCUCUUUUGUGCAAAGGUAAACAGUGUGGCUGUGUUCACGAACAGUAACCCUAGCUUGAUAUUUAUUUUUCUAAUGUGUUUUGCCACUGCCACAAUUUUCUUUGCAUUCAUGAUGAGCACAUUUUUUCAAAGAGCGCAUGUAGGAACUGUGAUAGGAGGCAUCGCCUUCUUCUUCACAUACCUUCCCUACAUGUAUAUCACUUUCAAUUACCACCAGAGGACCUAUGUCCAAAAGAUAGCCUCUUGCCUCUUCUCAAAUGUUGCCAUGGCAAUAGGAGUCCGAUUCAUCUCUCUGUUUGAAGCAGAAGGAACAGGAAUCCAAUGGAGGAACAUAGGCAGUGUCCAAGGAGACUUUAGCUUCACUCAGGUGCUGCUGAUGCUCCUGCUGGACUCACUCUUGUACUGUCUGAUAGCCUUUUUGGCGGAGUCUUUCUUCUCAGGAAAGUUUGGAAUACCUACGUCUUGGUACUUCUUUGCCAAGUGCCUGUUUUGCAUCAAGAAGCCUGUUCCAGUAAUGCUGCCACUUCUGGACAUUGGGGAUCCUGAGAAACCUGCAAGGAGAGACUUCAUGCAGGACGAGCCAACUGAUCAAAUGAAAGCAAUUGAAAUCCAGCAUCUAUAUAAGGUCUUUUACAGGGGACGGAGUAAAUGCAUAGCAGUCAAGGAUCUGAGUGUGAACCUGUACAAGGGUCAGAUCACCGUUCUCCUGGGACACAACGGAGCAGGGAAAACCACUGUCUGCUCCAUUCUUACAGGUCUUAUUUCUCCUUCAAAGGGACAGGCAUAUGUCCUUGGGUGUGAAGUUUCAAAAGACUUGGCUCAAGUUAGGAAGAGUCUGGGCUGGUGCCCACAACAUGACAUUUUAUUUGAUAACUUUACAGUAACCGACCAUCUUUCUUUCUAUGGUCAGUUGAAAGGCCUGUCUCGCCAGAACUGUCAUGAAGAAAUAGAAGAGAUGCUUCCCCUCCUCGGUCUGAAGGACAAGUGGAACUCGCGGUGCAAGUUCCUGAGUUGGGGGAUGAAGCGCAAGCUCUCACUUGGCAUCGCCCUCAUAGCUGGUUCUAAGGUACUGAUUCUGGACGAGCCUACCUCGGGCAUGGACUCCACCUCCAGGAGGGCCAUCUGGGACAUUCUUCAGCAGCAGAAGAGUGACCGCAUGAUCCUACUGACCACCCAUUUCAUGGAUGAAGCUGACCUGCUGGGGGACCGCGUGGCCAUCAUGGCCAAGGGGGAGCUACAGUGUUGUGGGUCGCCACCAUUCCUCAAGCAAAAAUAUGGUGCAGGAUAUUAUAUGACUUUAAUAAAAACACCUCUCUGUGAUACAACGAAGCUUUCUAGUGUGAUUUAUUAUCACAUACCAGAUGUAAUCUUGGAGUCCAACAUUGGAGAAGAAGUGAUAUUCAUACUUCCUAAGGAGACCAUGCCCAGAUUUGAAGCUUUAUUUACUGACUUGGAACAGAAACAGACAGAGCUGGGAAUCUCCGCUUUGGGAGUCUCUGUCACCACUAUGGAGGAAGUGUUCAUACGAGUUUGUAAGUUGGCUGAUUCUAGCACAAAUAUCUUAACCGAGAAGCGACCCUCUAUUCAGCCUCAUCCCCGAGUUCACAGAGUUCCUGUUGACAGAAUUAAAUAUCUUCACUCAAGGAUCUUUUCAAUGCAGACUGGCCUGCCAAUCAAACUAAAUACUGGACUCUGUCUUCUCUGCCAACAAUUCUAUGCCAUGCUCCUGAAAAAGGUCACAUAUUCUCAACGCAACUGGAGGUUGAUGCUGUUUGUGCAGAUUCUGCUGCCUCUGCUGAUCAUUGCGUUAAGCCUCACUUUUUUUGACUUCAAAUUAAAGAAAAUGGAAAACGUACCCUUGGAGCUGACUUUAAAAACAUAUGGUCAGACAAUUGUUCCAUUUUUUGUUUCUGACAAUUCCCUCUUGGGUCCUCAACUUUCGGAUAAAUUUAUAAAGAUGCUUGUGGCUGCAGGACAGAUUCCUUUGUAUAUUCAAGGUCCUGUAGAGGACUUCCUACUGAAAAAGGCAAAAGAGAGCCCUGAGGACUUUGAUAAGCUCUAUGUGGUGGCAGCUUCUUUUGAAGACGUGAAUAACCGCACCAUAGUGAAGGCACUGUUCAACAACCAGGCAUACCAUUCCCCUGGCCUGGCUCUGACUCUGGUGGACAAUUUUCUCUUCAAGUUGCUUUCUGGUGCCAAUGCUUCCAUUACCACAACCAACUACCCUCAACCUCUGACGGCCGAAGAGCUCUCAGAGAGUGUCUUGUACCAGGGCCCUAAAGGACAUUACCUUGUUGUCAACUUUCUUUUUGGAAUAGCUUUCCUGUCAAGCUCUUUCUCCAUCUUGACAGUCACAGAGAAGAACAUCAAGUCUAAGCACAUCCAGUUUGUAAGCGGCGUCAGUGCGGUUGCGUUCUGGCUCUCCGCUCUGCUGUGGGAUCUCAUUUCUUUCCUUGUCCCCACUCUCCUGCUAGUGUUGGUGUUUUUCUGGUAUAAGGAAGAAGCUUUUGCCCAUCCUGAGAGCACCCCAGCAGUGGUCUUGAUAAUGAUGCUCUACGGCUGGGCUGUCAUCCCUUUCAUCUACACAGUCAGCUUCUCUUUUAAAACUCCUGGGAAUGCAUGUGCUAAGCUUGUGGUAAUGCUCACCUUCUUGAGCAUCGGUCCCCUUGUGCUUGUCACGGUCACAAGUGAUAAAGACCUUGGCUAUGCAGAACUCUCAGACUCCUUGGAUUAUAUUUUCCUAAUAUUUCCUGGACAUUGCCUGGGAAUGGCUUUUUCCAACUUGUACUAUAACUUUGAACUAAAAAAGCUUUGCAAUGCUAAGAACUUGAGUGACAUUGACUGCAAUGAUGUUUCGGAAGGAUAUGUGGUCCAAAAGAACAUCUAUGCCUGGGAAUCUCUGGGGAUAGGGAAGUACCUGACUGCUUUGGCUUUCUUGGGACUUUUGUACAUCAUCCUGAUUUUCCUCAUUGAAGCCAAUACAUUCUCCAUACUGAAAUCCAGGCUUUCUGGCUUUUCUAGGAAAAAAAAAUUGGGAACAUUCCUCAAUGUAACAGAGCCAGAAGACGAAGAUGUCCUAGAUGAGACAGAAACCAUCAAGUUUUAUUUGGAAACAUUACUAAAGAAAAAUCCACUUAUUGUUAAAGACGUGUCAAAGGUCUAUAAAGAGAAGGUACCUGUGCUGGCUGUAAACAAGGUGUCCUUCACUGUUAAUGAAAAAGAAUGCUUUGGCCUUCUGGGCCUCAAUGGAGCUGGGAAGACUUCCAUUUUCAACAUGCUGACUGGGGAGCAGCCCAUCACUUCAGGAAAUGCCUUUGUCAAGGGUUUCAAUGUCAAGUCUGACCUAGUGAAGGUGCGGCAGUGGAUUGGUUACUGUCCUGAAUUUGAUGCCCUGCUAAACUUCAUGACAGGAAGAGAGAUACUUGCCAUGUAUGCCCGUAUCCGGGGCAUCCCUGAGUGCCACAUUAAAACCUAUGUAGACCAGAUUCUUGAGGACUUACUCAUGCGUGUGUAUGCAGACAAGCUGGUCAAGACCUAUAGUGGCGGUAACAAACGCAUGCUGAGCACUGGCAUUGCCCUCAUCGGAGAGCCUGCAGUCAUCUUCCUAGAUGAACCAUCCACUGGCAUGGACCCUGUGGCCCGGCGCCUGCUGUGGGACACUGUGGCCCAGGCCCGUGAGUCUGGCAAGGCCAUUGUCAUCACCUCCCACAGUAUGGAGGAGUGUGAAGCCUUAUGUACCCGGCUGGCCAUCAUGGUUCAGGGCCAGUUCAAGUGCCUGGGCAGCCCACAACACCUCAAGAGCAAGUUUGGCAGCGGCUACUCUCUGCAGGCCAAGGUCCAGAGGGAAUGGCAACAGGAGGCGCUAACGAAGUUUAAGGCAUUUGUGGACCUGACUUUCCCAGGCAGCAGUCUGGAAGAUGAGCACCGGGGCAUGGUCCAGUACUACCUGCCUGGCCACAACCUCAGCUGGGCAAAGGUAUUUGGCAUUAUGGAACAAGCCAAGAAGGAUUAUAUGUUGGAAGACUACUCCAUCAACCAGGUCUCUCUGGAGGACAUCUUCCUGAGCUUCACCAGCACUGUGUCCUCCACUAACAGAAAAUUCCGCCAAGGGCAAGCUCUCCUAGACAGUUCCUUAUCACCGUCUCACUCUGAGCCUCCCUCAGGUCCUUCCUCUCAGCCUGCCACACCACCUCCAUCUCCACCUCCCUCAGAGCCUGUCCUACUGUAAUAAAGAUCCUGGUGCAGGGUA